Messenger RNA from Acanthochromis polyacanthus (spiny chromis), 6266 nucleotides. RefSeq names its product CMP-N-acetylneuraminate-beta-galactosamide-alpha-2,3-sialyltransferase 1-like. Lineage: Eukaryota; Metazoa; Chordata; Actinopteri; Pomacentridae. The coding region runs from base 779 to 1783 and encodes 334 amino acids. Gene Ontology annotation, molecular function: beta-galactoside (CMP) alpha-2,3-sialyltransferase activity. The transcript has 7 exons. The record is from RefSeq and is a predicted model, not a curated record.
AGUGUGUGAGUGAGGAUGCUGAGGGGCGUAGCAGUGCUGUGCCCCUCAUGGUCAGCGCUCAGGAAUUAAAAUGCAUGCUUCUCAUUGCCUGGGAGCGAGGAAAGGUGGACCCAUACGCCAGCAAACUGUUCCCAGCCAUCCUCCUGCUUCGCGGAAAAAAAUGAAACCAAAACGCAUGGAUGUUCUUGUUCCAGGAGGAGAGUAGCGGACCUCCUCCCGGUCUUUUAAUAUUCAAACAAGCAGCGGUGCGGGGCUGCCAGUUUGGAGCUUGUUUUCCCCUUAAAUUGGACCCUUCAAGCUGUGGCAGGGCUCAUUUGCUCGCUCUUUCGCUCUCCGUGGAAGCGCCGCUGCCUCCGCGCUGCAGCGCAAAUAACGGGACUUCACUGGCAGCUCGAGAUUGACUUUAGGUGGAUCAUUAAAGAACGGAUGACACAUCAGUCACUGACCUCGCAGAGUCAACAUCUGAGCGCUCAGCAAAAGUGACUAAAUCUGAUUAACCAGGAGCCAUCAAGCUGACAGAACCACACAGCGGAUUUGCAAAGAAGCCACAUUGAUGGGUUCCAUUAAGGACAUUUAUGAACCAAAUCCUGAGGCGUCUGGAAACUAAGAACAACAGGAUAUGUUCACUCGACAGCAGCAUUAUAUCUGAGCCACUUGCACCAUGUGGUCAGCAGGGCUGCUCGUUUCCCACACCUUUGGGACUCUAGAUUUAUCCUGAUGCUAUUUCUGUCCGUUGCACUUGCAGAGUUUCCCACCAACAGAUUUUGACUGUGACAACAUGUCUCUACUCAAGCGGAGGAAAAUCAGGACUUUUGCGCUCCUGUUUUGUGUCAUUACAUUUACAACGUUCCUGUUCAGUUACACUUUCCGGGACCCCUCGCUCUACUUCUUCAAGUACGCAUUUCGCCUGUCGGACAACUUCUUCUCCAAAGGGCUCUGCGCCUGUCGACAGUGCAUAGCAGAGCUGGAGGACGACUCGUGGUUCGCUGAGCGCUUCAAUCAGUCCAUCCACCCUCUGAUGACCAGAGAGAACAGCCUCCUCUCCGAUGAGACCUUUAAGUGGUGGCAGUGGUUGCAGUCAGAGAGGCAGCCGGCCAACUUCACUGAAGUUGUGGAGGAGCUGUUCCAAGUCAUCCCUGACGAGGUGCUUUACAUGGACGCCAGCCCCGAGCGCUGCAGGACCUGUGCUGUGGUGGGGAACUCUGGGAACCUCAAGGGCUCCCAUUACGGAGGCCUCAUCGACUCCAGUGAUUUCAUCAUAAGAAUGAACCAGGCUCCCACCAUUGGCUUCGAGGAGGACGUGGGAGGCAGAACCACUCAUCAUGUCAUGUAUCCAGAAAGUGCCAUAGACCUGGACAACACCACCAGUCUGGUCCUGAUCCCUUUCAAAACUCUGGACCUGCAGUGGAUUAUCAGUGCUCUGACCACUGGCACUAUUAAACAAACGUAUUUACCUGUUAUGUCCAGGAUAAAGGCAAACAAAGAUAAGGUGUUGAUUUACAGUCCAACAUUUUUCAAAUAUGUCUACGAAUCGUGGCUUGAGGGUCACGGACGAUAUCCUUCGACCGGCUUCCUCAGCCUGCUGCUCGCUCUUCACAUAUGUGAUGAGGUCAGUGUGUUCGGAUUCGGUGCGGACCAGUAUGGAAACUGGCACCACUACUGGGAGGAGAACCAUCUGGCUGGAGCCUUCCGACACACGGGAGUCCAUGAUGGAGAUUACGAAUAUAAUGUCACCCUGCUGCUGGCGGACAAGCACAAAAUCCGAAUGUUUAAAGGCAGAUAAUAGGAAGCCCGUAUGUGCAGUGGGAUGACCACCAAAUGAACCUCAGCAGCCUUUCAAUGCUUGUUACUGUCCAGUAGAAUGUGUUUUUUUUCAUGGUUUCCAAAGACAUUUUCCCAUGAGCUACUCUAGUCCAUCCUGUUUUCUGCUGUGUGCGUAACAAAUGUUUAACAAAUGUCACUGACAAAUCAGCAGAGGUUUUGUCUCUGUGUCCAGACGCAGACUAGGACAUACCAUCAACACAACACUGCCACUUUGUGUAACCUCUGAGCUCAACUCAAAUGCAUCUGGGACUGAAUGCAGAGGAGGACAAGAGAAGAAGAUGUCUGUCGAGCAUGCUAUACGCAAAAUAUUAUGUAGUAUGUGUAUACGCCAUGUGUUCUUUUAUUUCUGUAGCCAUGGCCACCUUAAGCUUUGUAUGUUAAUGUUCGUGGUUGCAAAAUAAGUGAUCAAAGUGUCAGAACUAAACAGUUGAUGUAGGGACAUGGUGAUGGGGAUUUUGUGCAGAAUUGAUCAUUGUUAGUUAUGCAAAAAGAGCCUCUAGUGGAAGCUUUUUAAACUUCAUAACCAGCAAACAUAAAAGCAUUUUAAAUGUCAUAAUGAACCCCUAUAGACUGCGCUGUAAAUACCAUAUAUAAAUUUCCACAAUAUGGCAGUGGAGGUAUUUUACAUUGUAAUAAAUGUGAGAGAGAAUCAGCUCUUUUUUCAUCACACUGAUCGAUUUUGACAUAAAGUACCCGCACCGCAGAGCUACUUGCAUCCUGCUUGUCUGAUUGCAGCUGUAAAAUAUAGUUCGACGAGGCUGAAGGGACACUUAAAAUCAAGGCCAAAAUCAGCCGCAAACAACAUAUUUUACUACAAUGUGACAUUUAUAGAAUGUCCACAGGGUUGUAGCCAGUUUGGGGUUUUUUUUUUAGAAAUACUGAAGUCAUGAGCCCAAGUUUCCUAACACAUUGUCAUCCCUUCUUAGAAAGUUUCUAUCUCAUCGUAAAGAUAACAUCUCAUUAUUCAGUGAUUAUUUAUUUUGGCCUUAUUUGUGUAUUCACUGAACUUUGUAUUUCCUGUAAAUUUUAUUGCUCACUAUAUGAAGGCUGUUUCAAUGCCAUUAUGCCAGAAGCAAAAUUCAAUCAAACCUUGCUGACCUGAAGUCAGCAAGUGAAUAGUCAGUUUGAAAUAUGAGGUCAGAAAUUCACAUCUUUUGUGUGUCUUUUGUACGUCUUUACCCAAUCAGCUAUCAUGACUCCAGGCAUGGCAACACUUGACUGUUGGUCAGUUGUUGCUACUAUGACCCAGACUGAAAUAUGUCAACAACACACUUUGCAUAUAUAAAAUUCUGUACAGAGAUUUGUGGUCCCAAGAGGAUUUGACAUAUUGACUUUGUUGAUCUCUGAAUUUUCCUCUAAUGCCACAAAUAAAUCAAGCUUUGUGGUUUUGAGUAAAGAACUACUAGAUGGAUUGCCACAAAUUUAUGUAGGUGAACUGUAGCAGCUUUGGUGACCUCUUUAUUUACUGUCUAUCUCAAAAUUAAUGUCCAAUACUUUGGCAUCUGACUUAUUAUCUGCAGAACUAAUUACAUCUCUAUUAGCUGUCUUUUUUAGUUGUGCUCAUUAAAACAUACUAGCAUGCUAACAUGCUAAACUACUGUUUGGUGGUAAAUAUGGUACAAAUUCACUAUGCUGAGCUUCAUCCUAUCAGUAAUGUCACAGUGAACAUUUUGGCAUGUUGACAUUAGCAUUUAGACAUAUUCUGUAUGUAAGAGAUGGACAGAGCCAUUGUGACUUCACCCACUGGUUUGCGUAAUACUGUUUUGUAUCCUCCAGUUUGAAAUUUGGACAUCAUGGUCUUUAGGAAAGGGACAUGAUGAGCGAGUGGAGGAUCGGACAGAACUUAGAGACACUACAUAGGCCUAUAAGGACGUGACCUGUCAAUCACAAGUCAGCCAUUACCUAAAGCCAUUACCUUGUUUUAUCAUUUAUUUUAUUACAACUGAGAACGCAAUUUACAAAAUGAACACCAUCCUGUAUUGAAGGGAAUUUAAAAGCAGGAAUUGAAACCUUAUACUCAUUUGUAAAAUUUUUAAUGAGGUAACAGAUUAAGUGAGAUGUAGGAUCAUUUUCUCAUAGGGUUCUAUAUAAGCUGACUUUUUUGUUUGUUUGUUUUAAACCGGAGGACACGCCCCCUGCUGGCUGUUAGGAAGAAUGCAGGUCUGAGGCAAUUUUGCAUUGAUUUCAGUUUUCAUACUUGGAGACUAUGUGCAUCUUUUAUAUACAGGCAAUUAUCUCAAACCACCUGUUAAAGCCUAAAAUGGACAUAGCUUAUUGGUUGCUAGUACACAGUAUGUAAUGUCAUUGCCCUCUGUGCAGCCAUGAUCACCCAUGUCCUGGUAAACAGGUUACAUUGUACAACUGAACUAAAAGGAAACGUGUUUGAUUACUUCAUUCAUAGUUUCAAUGUUUGAUGCUUGAUGUUUUUCAAAAUCCAUUGGAUCCUGAAGAACUCUACUAGAGAUCUGCAGCAAAGUGUGGAAUGUGAAUUGUGUUAAAACAUGACUGAAAGUUUGUAAUACUAAAGGUGUAACACAAACAGCAGGUUCUUUACCAUUUAUAAUGGACACCUAAUAUAUGAUACAGCCUAAACAGGGGUGCCUUACCAUUCGAAUCAAUGACGUACUGUACAUUUUUGGUGUACAUUGUGACAUACAUUUUUAAAUAAAGGUAGGUGUCAAGUGCCUUUAAUGAGAGUUUUCAAACCUUAAUUUGACCAUCAGAUUAGAGAAAUUUAUGUUAUUGUUGUGUAUACAGUGUAAAUUUUAAGCAUUCAUAUGCAUGUACAUAGAGCCAUCUUAAUAGUACCCAUCUUUAGUAUUUGUCAGUAAGAUGUCAACAUGUUUGCAGUUUUAAAAAGGCUCCUCCAUGUUUUGUCUCAGCUUUAAAUUAUGAGCGGCACUUGCUGAACUUGUUUUAUAUGUGUGAACACUGAACCGAAUGGAUCCCACAAGCACUUAUACUGCUCUCAUUUUCACCCAGAAAUGUCUGAUCUGAAAUGCUGUAGGUAUUUGUUCAGACUCAUCAGGCUUUGAGUUGUUCCAUGUGCCUUGAAACAUGGUGGGGACAUUUGCCUGGUCAGUGUCUUCAUCUGAGAGCAGGUCGAUAAGGCAAAGACAAACCACAACAUGUGUUCAGUUCAAAUUUUGGUCUGCCACCUUGUAUACAUGUUGUACAGCUGUCACAGAAGACAACAGUUUUGUCUGUUUGUUCUUCAGGGAAUACUGUCACCUAGUGGACAAGAACAUGUAUCAGCAUUAAUGUCACUCAAUUUCUACAUUAAAAGAUUGAAGUGAUGACUUUGUGUUGACUGACACUUUUAAAACUGUUUAAUCUGAUUACAAAUGCUGCUACACACCUCUAUCUGAUUUACUAUCUAAAAUCCUGAUUAUUAAAUAGUGAGUUAGCAAUCAAAUAAAUUACACACACAAACACACACUAGCAUAUAUAGUAUAUAUAUAUAUAUAUAUAUAUAUAUAUAUAUAUAUAUAUAUAUAUAUAUAUAUAUAAUUAUUAUUAUUAUUAUUAUUAUUAUUAGAAAACCCUUGUGCAAUGAUGUUAGCACAUGAAAAAGGUAUGAGUUUACAUGGAAAAAAUUAAAUCGAAUGGAAUGGUAGUGCAUAUACACAAACAUACACACGUAUUUUUUGCGUAUUUUCUAUUUUUGUUCAGGUCAGUGACACUGACUUGUGUGGGAGAGAUGGAUGAUGAAAACCUGAAUUAUUCAGUUAUUCUGGACUCCCACAGUGCAGUAAAAUACAACUGGAGCUUUCUUUUUUUUUUUUUUUUUUUUUUUUGCUGAAAUGUGUGAAAAGGACAAGGAGGUUAAUUAUUUAUAAAUAAUACAUUUCAUGAAUUUUGAGUAGGCAGAGUGUAAUUUGGAUCACUAGUAGCUUAUAAAUGGAAAGGUAUCCACAUUGAAAUACUUCAGUCUACAGCGGUGGAGACAAGUUAAAUACAUCCCAGUGCGCGAUUUGGAAAGAAAGGUGUCACAUUCAUUUCAUUGUUUCGACACAGUAAUACAACUGUUUCUUUUUUUUUUUAAAAAUCUGCUUUCAUGUCACAGUAGGAUUCUGUUUGUCUUUGUGGACAUCAGCUCACCUUUAACAUGUAUCUUAUUUCUCUUUUUUUUUUUUAAAUCAGUCAGAAACAAGGUCAGUAAUCAGUCUAAAUCAGUUAGGGAGUAUACAAAUGAAUGCCCUUCUUGAUGUGAUUAUUUGUUUUGUCCACCUUUACAGUGAAUACUUCAUAGUAAUAAAAAAGUGAAUGAAGCAGGUUUCUGAGGUUGCUGUUACUUGUUUCUGCCUAAUUUACAGCAAAACUGUUGCUGCUUUGCUUUCAUAUACGUGCUUUGAAGAAAUAAUCAGUGUUAUUAACAUAAAAACACAAUGUGGUUCUACGAGGAUGUAGAGUUUGAUAUAAAUAAUGAAUGGUAAGCAGGA